Molecule: messenger RNA, 3554 nt
Organism: Mauremys reevesii (Reeves's turtle)
Lineage: Eukaryota; Metazoa; Chordata; Testudines; Geoemydidae
Gene: DBF4B
Product: DBF4 zinc finger B
Exons: 12
Coding region: 121-2571 (816 amino acids)
Biological process (GO): positive regulation of nuclear cell cycle DNA replication; regulation of cell cycle phase transition
Cellular component (GO): Dbf4-dependent protein kinase complex; nucleus
Molecular function (GO): nucleic acid binding; protein serine/threonine kinase activator activity; zinc ion binding
Source: RefSeq, a predicted model, not a curated record
CCUCCCCGGCCGCCGUAGCCCGCGGGCUGUUCCGGCGGCGGAGGGGGCGGGGCGGAAAUUUAAAUCGGCCGCCGCGGCCGCCGUGAGGAGAAGGCGGCGGCGCGGAGCGGAGCAGGUAGGAUGGGUUGUCAAUCAGAGACAAGGCAAAGGAGGCCCCCAGAGAAGCAGCAGCAGGAGGUGACUGGGGCACCCAAGAACCUGCCCUUCUUGGGAAAAUCCUUCUACCUGGACCUGCCGAACAACAAGAACGUGGAGUUUCUGGUGGCGACAAUAAAGCAGCUGGGUGGGGUGAUUGAAAGCUUCUUGAGUAAAGAAAUCAGCUAUGUGGUUUCCAGCAGCAAAGAGGCCAAACUGGACAGUGGGCCUCGGAGACCGACUGAGAAACGGAGCAGUGCGGCUUCAGGGGAUGCCAAGGCAAAGACUCUGCCCUCUGCUGUGCCCAAAGGGAGCCAUGCAGGGCCUCACCACAAGCCAGCAGACAGUGCUCUGAUGAGCAGGGGGAAGGAGCUGCUGCAGAAGGCCAUGAGGAACCAGGUGAGCAGCACAGUGACGGACUUCCCCUCUAGACAGGACUCCAGCAGUGGCAGUAGUAUCCUUGCCAAUGCUCGCUCCUGGGGGGUUCGGAUCUUGCAUGUGGAUGAAAUGAUGGCCUGUGUGCAGCAGCUGCUGUUCCGCAUGUCGGGAGCAAGGAAGCAGAGUGCGAAGAUGAUGGUGAAGUGUUUCUCAGUGGGGCCAGGAGUCCUUAAAGUGGGAAGACUGAAGCCCCCGUUUCUGAAGAUUGAGGACCGGAGCAGGAAAUUCCGGCCCUUCCAUCACCAAUUCAAGAGCUUCCCUCACCUGAACUUCCUGGCACCAAACAGAUCCAGCCCAUUUGAGCCUCUGAAGACCCCCUCAAGCUCCUGCAGAGUCAGAGCCCCCGAGGGCUGUCUGACGCACAGCGAGAGAGAGGGGAGCCCCCGGUCCAGCCCAGCUGCCGUGCCCAAGAGGAGGAAGGGGUUUUGUGAAUGCUGCCAGGAGACCUUCGGGGAGCUGCAGAUGCACCUCCAGAGCCCCCGGCACAGGCGGUUCGCGCUGGACGCCUCUCAGUAUGCAGCUGUGGAUCACGUCAUCGCCCAGCUCACCAACGACUUUGCCGAGAUCCCAGCCUGGUCCUCGCCCCCCAGGGUGCCCUGCUCUCCUGUGGCUGAUGACCAACUUUGUGGCUCUCGAGCAAAGGCUGUGGAAGGCCUGGGCGCACCAGCUGCAGAGCUGGGACGGAAGCACCAGCUGGCCAGGAAGGACAAAGCAGAGCUGCGUCUCAGUGCGGUGGCUGUGCUGGGCGGGGAAUGCUCCAUGGGCCCAGAGGAGAUGCCAAAGGAGGUCAGCAAGCUCCCUCCUGCUCCAGAAUUGCCAGCUGGGCACCCCCUGCUGGGGCUACGGGCGGAGAUGCUGCGAGCCAGGCCAUCUGCUAGCACAGGGCCAGCUUGGGGGGCCCGUGCUUGGUGUCGGAACACAGACCGGUCCGCCAUUGGCGGCAGUCCCCACAGCACUGUCGUCUUGGCUACUGCUCCUGAUCUCAGCCAGUGGACCCAGGCCAGCGGUGGAUUGACUGGAGAGGCAGCUGCUUGCUCCCCUGAACUUGUUCCACAGGAUGCGCUCGAGCCCCUGAGUCACCCCCUGGGAGCAUCACCCUGCUCCAGGAAACGCAAACUCUCCGACAGGCCUCACCCGCGGCCGGAAAAGAAGCCGAGGAUACGGCUGAGCAGCGACCCCCUGCCGCUGGAGAAGCAGCCAGGCUCGGAGAGCUGCAGCUCAGUUCAUCGGGGUGUGGGGCUGGCUGCGGAGGGGGCUGCUGGCACUACUCCAUCUGAUGCUCCUGGAGCAGAGCUCUGCAGCUUCCCUGCCUCCGUGACGCCUCAGGACAGUGCCCGUGUGCGGCCAGAGCCUCCCGAGCCUGUUCCCAUGGCUAUAGACGGCACCGAGGCUACCCUGGCAAGCACAGCCACUCCACGGGGCUGGGGGAGAGGGACUCCAGGCCUGCAAGAGGGGCAGCCUACAGAGAAGGCCCCGGAGCCUCCCAGCUGUGGGGCUGGCUCUGGCCUUGAGCUGCAAUCGCCUGCCUGGGACAAGGCCAGCUGUUCUGCAGCCCAGCCGGCCCUCCCACACCUGCCAGUCCCCCAGGCCAGGCGCUUGUGCUGUACUGGGGUAGCUGACGGUGCACUGCCCAAGCUACCUAACAGCACAGACCUGGGCGAAAGCAUCCUCCAGCCUGCCCCUUGCAGCACCCACGCUGGCCCGGAUCCGGGGCCAUCACCCUCUUCUUCCGAGUCGGACUGGGACGACCAGCUGCUCCGCUCACUGGACACGGUGCAGGGCCCCAGGAGCCGGCCGGUAGACCUGGAGCUGCUCCGGAGGACCUGCAUCAACGUCCGAGACAGCGGCUACGAGUCCCAUCUCUACUCGGUCCUGAAGCAGAAGUCCGAGCUGGACUGGGCCGGCAGAGAUGAGCAGAGCUGUCGGAACUGUCGCGCGGAAACGGAAGGAGCCCCUUUCGCUGUGUUGGAGGCCUGCCUGGGCGGCUGGACCAGCUAGCCACUCGCUGCGCAGACCCCUUCAGUACUAGGGCUCACUCCUCCCCCCAGCUCGGCUGCAGAGAUGGCUCUGGCAAACCACCUUCCCCGCGGCCAGCAGAAAGCACAAGCCUGGCUGGAGACAGUCUCUGGGCACUGGAAUAAGUGCAGCGAUCGUUACUGGCUGCAAGUGGAGGGUGGGGCUGAGCCUGGAGGCUUCGGGCAAGACUUAUCUUGGUUCACUUGCUCAUGGGGCUCGGCCACAGGAAGGGCUCUCCAGCAGGGCAGUGCUAGCCCUGGCUUCCCGUGGGGCCAGACCACGGGGCCUGGCCAGGCCUUGAGCAGCAGGGGCCUGGCUCUCCUCUCCCCUCAGUGGAGUGACCAGGAAGCAGACUCCCUUGCCUAGACUAGACUGCACCAUGUGUCCAGCUGCUCCACAGUGGCUUUUUAAGGGCCUGCUGCAUUUCAUUAGCACUGCUCAUGCAGGCACCUCCUGUGCUCCCGAUCACCCUCUGCAGCCUGGCCCUGGCGGAGGGAGACGUGAGCACUUAGUUCCCUUAGCCAGUGGCCUGGCCUGGCCUGGCCUGACCUCGCUGGCAAGUGUGCAGCUAGUCGGUGGCGGGGGGAAGCGCAGACCGAGCAGGGGGGUCUGCCCCUGCAGACCAAGCAGGGGGUUUCUCCCCUCUUCCCAUGCAGCAGAAAGGCAGGCAGGCAAUGCUGCCGUUCUCUCGCCCAGAAAGAGCUGCUGUCGUCUGGAAGUGACUCUGCUCCGAGCUCCCGACAGCGUUCUCUGCUCUUUCUGCAUCUCCCUGGCCCCUUCCUACUUGUGGUGCAGUUAAUGGGGGGGAAGUGAGCUGCUCUCUGGAUCGAUUCCUCUUCCUGCUUUAGCUUCUGCUCUGUUCCAUGGGGCCACGGCUCCACUGGCCAUUGCAGAUAAUUGGUGUUUAAAACUUCCUGCUUGUUUUAGAAACAAAUUAAAACUAAAAUAAACUUGAGUGUAACGAU